Racocetra persica is the source of this 2004-nucleotide messenger RNA. The record is from the annotation of a GenBank genome assembly. Lineage: Eukaryota; Fungi; Glomeromycota; Glomeromycetes; Diversisporales; Gigasporaceae.
AUGCAAGGAAAUGAACAACAUAUAAAACCUCGUCCACCUUCUAAGGAGGAUGCUGAGUCCCUUACUGAAAUUACCGUUGUAAUCGAUGAAAACGAGGUUUUAGCUCUAAAAUUGAAUACCAAAAACAAAUUAUACAAGAUAAGAGAAAAGCUUGUGAAAUAUGAAGAGAAAGAAAUGACAAACAAUGUUAAUUUUACAAAGAAUGGUGUAAUAAUUAGCAUUAAUGAUGAAAAAAAAUUUAAAUUGGAAGAAAUUUUGGUUGAGAAUAAAGUUUAUCUUAAAAAAAAACCAAGUUGGCAUGAUUUGGUAAAGAAAUUUAAGCUUGAAUAUGGACGUAACUACGAAGAAAACAAAGAUAAAGUAGUGAAGAAAAAAGCUGUCAUUAUUGAGGAUUGCGAAUUUGAUGUGUUUACUACAGAUGAAUAUUAUUACGAUGAUGUAACGAUCUCAUCCACCGAUGAAUUGAUUCAAAAUAAAAGUUUAUUUCUAAAAGCACAAAUAGAAAUCCCGUCUACUACAAAGUUAGGUCUUUCAAUAGAGUCAGCAAAGAAUUCUCAGGGCCAUUCCGAAACAGCAUUAAAAUUUUAUGCUAAAAAUUUUGGCAAGGCGAAAAUUUCUUUUCAAAAGCAAAAUGUCGUGCUUACGCAAGAAUUCCAAAACGAAGUGCAAAAGGCAAUCGAUUCACGAGACCAAAAACAAAAAAUUAAUAGUAUUAAUAAAAUUAUUGCAGAAUUUGGCCAAUUUAUUCCUACUACAAUCCAAUUUGGAGGAAGACUUUAUUAUGAAGAUACGACCAAUACGACCAAAAAUUCGGCAAACAAUAAUAUAGAAAGCUCGGUGAACCUCAGUAUUUAUGGACAAGGCCUGGAGUUUCAGCAUAAAUCUGGCAUAAGCAACAAAAAUGAAAGUACCAUGCAACACAAAGGCUCGUUUAUUUUCGGAGGAGAUAAGAUAAAAAUAUAUGAAGGCAAAGAAGCUGAAUGGGUAUCUUCUUUACAAGAUUUUAGAUAUUGGGAACCAAUCGAAUUUCAAGAACCCGUAAGCAUCUUUGAGUUUUUAGAUGAUGAUUUAAAAAAGAAAAUAAAAAAAAUUAUUGGAAAAAGGAUUAUUUACUCUAAAGUUCAAGAUUAUAGUUAUAAAAUUAAUAAUUUGAACAAUCACAUAGUCAAUUUAGAAAUGCCCGACAAUGUUCAAACAAUUUUCUCAGACUCUGAAAUUGAUUCGCAAGUUUUUGCUACAAUUCUUAAUAUGGAUGAAAAUAAUGAUAUAUUCACUUACACAUUAUAUACUCCAAAAGAUUCUAAUGUUCCAAAACUUAUCAUUAAUUGCAUUUCCAAUAAUGGGCAACCAAGAAAAUGUCAUAUUAAAAUAGGCUGGAUAGUUGUUGGGUAUGACCCAAACAUUAAGUCUGAUCUUCUGAAUCCUGAUUUUCACCUUCAAAGUAUUCAAAGUACUAAGAAGAAACCUGCUCCGUCUAAUAACAAACAUGCAUUCAAAAUGACUGAAGACAAUCCUCUAGUAGCAUGCGGCAUACCCGUAGUGUCUGAAGUGAGACUUGGUCGUGAACGUUUGGUUAUUGGUUAUCAUUUUAGUUUUUGUGAAGCUGCAGAAAAAACCUAUACAUGUCUUUAUGGAUAUGAUUUAUACGAAAAGAAAUUUUCUAAUUUUCCUAACACUAAUAUUGAAUUCAAUGUACUGUCUUUUAUCGAACAUCCAGGUUCAAACAUAUUAGAUCAUUUCAGGGAAGUAGAUCGAAAGAAAAAAAAUCAAGGUUAUAAAAUACCGGUUCCAUUCAUGGAAAAAAAUAAAAAGCAUGCAACUGAUAAUAAAUUGCCAGAAUUUGUCAGUUUGUAUGUAAACAAAGUAGGACAAUGCCAGCAAUGUAUCCCUGAAUUUAUUGCCAAAAAGCUCGAACAUUUUAUUCUUGAGCAACCUGAAUGUAAGAAUGCGAUUAAGGAAAAUCGGUUUGCUACUGUUUUUAACCCUGAAGCCGCUAAGAAAUAA